This is a messenger RNA of Scedosporium apiospermum, 762 nucleotides long. RefSeq lists its product as uncharacterized. Gene Ontology annotation, biological process: proteasome-mediated ubiquitin-dependent protein catabolic process. The record is from RefSeq and is a predicted model, not a curated record. Lineage: Eukaryota; Fungi; Ascomycota; Sordariomycetes; Microascales; Microascaceae. The transcript has 3 exons. Gene Ontology annotation, molecular function: protein binding. Gene Ontology annotation, cellular component: cytoplasm; nucleus. The coding region runs from base 1 to 762 and encodes 253 amino acids.
AUGUCUUCUGCGACGACAACGCCGAUAAACCAUUUGUUUUCUGGGCGUUCUGAACAUGCCUUACCGUAUAAUCGCGAUGUUAAUAGUGAGAUGAACGCCCUCAUUCUCGACUACUUGACGCUAUCCGGCUAUUCUCGGGCGGCAGCAAACUUCUCGCGCGAGGCAAACCUCGAUCCUCACCAAGACAACCAGUCUAUCCUCACCCGCCAGAAGAUCCAAAAUGCCAUUCACCGAGGCCAUGUCCACGAGGCAAUCGAGGCUUUGAACGACCUUGACCCAGAGAUCCUCGAUGGCGACCCUGUCCUUCAUUUCUCUCUACUGCGACUCCAGCUUGUUGAACUCAUCCGGCAGUGCACUACGAGCCCGGACGGUGAUAUAACGCCUGCCCUGCAUUUCGCACAGACACAUCUGGCUCCUAGAGCGCCCACAAGUCCCCAGUUUCUAGAGGAUCUUGAGAAUACAAUGGCGUUAAUCGUGUUUCCUCAUGACAAACUCGGCCCAGAUUUGGAACCUCUCCUCCAUCCCAACCUCCGGAGAGAAGUUGCGGAUAAUGUCAACAAAGCACUUCUUCAGAGACAGGCAGACCGUCGGGAAGCAGCCAUUAGAAUGCUUAUUCACACGAGAGCUUGGGCCGGCAAGACCGCUCAAGACUCAGGGAAAAGCCAUUCCGAACAAAUGGGGCUCGACCUGAGCUUGGACCUGCUAGGACACCGCUCAAGGGCAUCUGAGAAUGGGAGUGAAGAAAUGAAUACCUCGCUAUAA